CAUCCAUCUUCCAUACAAUAUUGAAACCAUCAUUAUGAGGGAAACUUUCCGUGCUAUGCUUGUUCUAGUUAUUGUAUUGUUCUUUGAAGCUGCAGAGCUUUGUUCCAGUCGGAACACGAGCUUUAGCUGUAUAGAAAGGGAGAGAGAAGCCCUCUUGAAGUUCAAACUAUGUUUCCAUGAUCCAUCUCGUAUGUUGUCUUCUUGGAGAGGCAAUGACUGUUGUGAAUGGAGAGGAGUAGGUUGUGACAAAAAUAACCAAUAUGUUGUCUCACUUCAACUCAGGGGAUCAGUACCUGAUCGACUUUAUUCGCACUUUAUUGACGAUCAACAACCUCAAUUGUACUUGAUUGACCAUGUAGAGGAGGUUGUUUCAAGUUUGCUCAAGCUGAGACACUUGGAACACCUAGACUUGAGCAACAAUAAUUUCAGUGGUAAUCUUAUUCCACCUUCCUUUGGCUCGAUGAAGCAGCUGCGAUUCCUAAAUCUCUCUUAUACGCAAUUCAAAGGGAGAAUUCCUAGUGAACUUGGAAAUCUUACAAGGCUUCAUGUUCUUGAUCUUUCUCAUAAUUAUUAUGGGAGAUUGAAGGUUGAUGAUGACAUUCAGUGGAUUUCUCGUCUCUCCUCUUUGCAACAACUUGAUAUGAGUGGAGUAAAUCUAAACCAUGCCUCAUCAAACUUGUUCCAGCAACCAAUUGAGUGGGAGUAUUCCAGAUAGCAUCAGGCAACUUUCUAAGUUAGAGAGCCUAGAUCUUUCUAACAAUCAAUUGAGUGGGAGUAUUCCAGAUAGCAUCGGGCAACUUUCUAAGUUAGAGAGAAUACAUCUUUCUGACAAUCAAUUGAGUGGGAGUAU
Rubroshorea leprosula is the source of this 850-nucleotide messenger RNA. The record is from the annotation of a GenBank genome assembly. Lineage: Eukaryota; Viridiplantae; Streptophyta; Magnoliopsida; Malvales; Dipterocarpaceae.